Priceomyces carsonii is the source of this 1638-nucleotide messenger RNA. RefSeq lists its product as uncharacterized. Gene Ontology annotation, molecular function: transmembrane transporter activity. Gene Ontology annotation, biological process: transmembrane transport. The coding region runs from base 1 to 1638 and encodes 545 amino acids. NCBI's taxonomy places the organism in Eukaryota, Fungi, Ascomycota, Pichiomycetes, Serinales, Debaryomycetaceae. The record is from RefSeq and is a predicted model, not a curated record. Gene Ontology annotation, cellular component: membrane. The transcript has a single exon.
AUGCUCAGGAUAUUUAAGGCUGCAAAUCCAUUCAAAUCCAAAAAAAAAAGUCCAUUAGUAGCAAAGAUGGAAACAGAUAAUAAAGAAAAGACGGAAGCAGUUCAUGUCGAGGGUGUUAUCGAUGGUGAAAAGGAGAUCGAGUUGAAAGAAGCACUUACUCUGGAAAAUGACCUUACCAAGCUUCCUACUGAGCUUCAGAAAAAUCUCGAACUUCCUGAGUCUUUGAGAGACCUUACACCUGAAGAGUUUGCAGCUUUAGAAAAAAAGACAAAGUGGAAGAUUGACCUUAGAAUUUUGCCUAUGCUUGUUUAUAUCUAUAUUUUAAAUUAUUUGGAUAGGAACAAUAUUGCUAGUGCCAGAUUAGGUGGGUUGGAAGAUGAAUUAGGGUUGAAAGGAACAGAAUAUCAAACAUGUAUUUCGAUCUUAUUCGUGGGUUAUAUUGUGAUGCAAAUACCUGCCAACAUGAUUUUGAAUAAGUUAGGGAAACCUUCUUUAUUUAUCAGUGUCAUCAUGACUGUGUGGGGUAUUAUUUCCACUUGUACAGGUGCUGUCCAAAGUUACGCAGGUUUGGUAGUGGUCCGUUUCCUUUUAGGGUGGGUUGAGGCUGGAUUCUUUGGAAGCUGUCUUUACUAUCUUUCUUGUUGGUAUACUCGUAAAGAGCUUUCGUUUAGAAAUUCGAUAUUGUACAGCGGUAGUUUGGUCAGCAGUGCAUUUUCAGGUUUAAUCGCCGCAGGUAUUUUAGAUGGAAUGGACUUAUUACAUAACCUUAGAGGAUGGAGAUGGUUGUUUAUCGUGGAAGGUGCGAUAACUGUUGGAUCUGUACCUUUUGCUUACUUCAUAUUACCAGAUAUGCCUUCUAAUACUAAAUUUUUGUCCCAACAAGAGAAAGAUCUUGUGAUGUGGAAACUCCGUGCAGAAGUUGGACAAGAUGACUCAGACUCUGAAAACCAGGAGACUUAUUUAGGUGCUCUUAAGUUGGCUCUUAGCGAUCUCAAAAUUUGGUUGUGUUCAGGUAUUUUAUUCUUUCUUGUGGCUGCAUGUGGUGUUACUAACUUCUUCCCUUCAGUAGUGGAGACGUUGAAUUUCAACAGGACAACAACCUUGUGUUUGACUGCUCCCCCUUAUAUUAUUGCAGUGAUUGCAACCUACAUUUGGGCAAGACAUGCGGACGCUACUGGUGAAAGGUUCUUUCACGUCGUGAUUCCAUUAUGCAUAUCACUUGCUUCAUUCAUAAUAUCGGCGUCCACGCUCAAUGUUGGAGCAAGAUACUUCGCUAUGUGCAUAAUGAUUCCAUCUUUGUAUUGCUCUUUCACGACCAUCUUGUCUUGGUUGUCAAAUUGCGCCCCUCGACCACCGUUGAAGAGAGCAAUUGGUCUUUCCUUAAUGAACUGUCUUUCAAAUUCAACUUCAAUUUGGAACGCUUUCUUAUAUCCAUCCUCCUCAGGUCCUAGGUACUUAACUGCUUUUGUUUGUAAUUGUGCUUUUAUCUUGUUAGCGAUCAUGUGUGCUGUGCUAUUAAGGAUAAGGAUAUUAACUUUGAACAAGCGUAUUACUCUUGGAACAAUGAAUUGGGAAAAGGAGUUAGGUAAAGGUAAUGAUGGCUCUAAGAUAGCGCCAGAUUUUAGAUACUUAUUUUGA